Molecule: messenger RNA, 3299 nt
Organism: Dermochelys coriacea (leatherback sea turtle)
Lineage: Eukaryota; Metazoa; Chordata; Testudines; Dermochelyidae
Gene: TGS1
Product: trimethylguanosine synthase 1
Biological process (GO): 7-methylguanosine RNA capping; 7-methylguanosine cap hypermethylation
Cellular component (GO): nucleus
Molecular function (GO): RNA cap trimethylguanosine synthase activity
Source: RefSeq, a predicted model, not a curated record
GAGCCUGUGACAGUGUGGCUGAUGUGAUUAGGCCCUAUGAUGAUGUGCUCAGUGCACCCAAAGCAGGGAAUUGGGAGAGGGAGCUGUUUGUGUGCGGGGCAGGACGAGCUGCAGGCCGGCCCGGGCUCUCGCUCCCACCCGCACCGCGGCGGCGGCGACUCCCCCCCCUUCGGCCCUGUGUCCGGAACCACGCUCCUGCCGCUCCGCCCGGACCCCAUUGGCUGAGACACCCCAACCCCGUCGAGGCCGCUUCCGGCGGAGGGAACGCGAGGCCAUUGCGCACGCAGCGCCCCUGCUUCAUGCUCGGGCUAACCCGCGGCCGCCGCGAGACUUGCACAGCGGCGCGUGCCUGGAGCCCCGGGGAGCGGCGCGUGUCCGUCAGCUGCGCCCCGCCUUUCCCGUUGGCCGCGGGCGGGAUGCCGUGCGAGCCGCGGAGCCGCCUAGUGGCGGAGCUGCUGCUGCAGGCGGGUGAGGGGGCUGGCAGCAUCCUGUGCCUCUGUUCCCGGGCCUUUGUGGAGGAUCGAAAAUUAUACAAAUUAGGACUAAAGGGGUUUUAUGGUAAAGAGGACUAUGACAGUACAGGAGAGGAGCAAACAGAGGAAGAGAAGGAGGGGAAUCAUCAUCCCAAUGUGACAAAAAACUCAAACAACAAUCAUUCUUUGGGCCUGGAAGAGGAUGAACUGGACUCAGAGGCUGAACUCAUGAGGAGUAUGGGGUUACCACUUCAGUUUGGAGGACUUUCAGCUCACAAGGAAUUUGUGGCAUCAGAAAAUUCCAGAAAGAGAAAUAAGAUAGUGAAGAAGAAGAAAAAGAAGAAAAAGUUGCAGCAAAAGCACUUGAAUGAGGUCAUGCGGGAAACCUGGAAAGAAGAUUGUGAAGACCAUAACCAGUCUUUUUCAGAUGAUCCAGCUUUACAUACAGAACAAACUGAGGAGAAAAAAACAUGCCAGCUUCUGAAUGAGGACAAUUGUGAAAAUAGAGAUUGCCCUAUUAAUGAUGCUUUACCCAGUGAGCUGAAAGAGAAAUGGGAAAAAUAUUGGAGUGAGUAUGGAGAAGGUCUUCUGUGGCAAAGUUGGCUGGAGAAGCACAUGGAAGUAGAAUUGUCUGAGAAUGCACCUACUUCUGAGCCUUGGAACUCUCCUGACACCAAGGAAAGGUGGAAGCAGCAUUAUAGUGAAAUAUACUGGUAUUACUGGGAACAAUUUCAGUACUGGGCAAGUCAAGGAUGGACUGUUGACAGCCCACAUAAUGAUGGCACCGAAAUCAAUGCGUAUAAACUCGAAACAGGUCUGCUAGGAGAAGUAGACUGUGUUAAUACAGAGGCUAUAUCUCAUCAAGUGCUGGACUCAGAACUUUCUUCUUAUCCUCCCUUCAAAAUCAGUUGUAAAGAAAACCCUAGCUCAUGUGAUGAGCACCAUAAUGAAAUCCUCUCUGGGAUUAGUAAAAUAAAUCUGGAUUUGGAGGAAGUGGAGGAGAGCAUAUUAACCCUAACAGUAAUUUACGAUGGCCAUCAAAAUCUGAGUUCAACUAGUAGUACAAGGCAGUGCCCUUGUGUUUCCAGCCAGAAGGAAUCAUGCAAUGGAGGAACCACGAAAAGUUCAUCUUCUGAAAAUAAAAGCACAAACCAAUCAGAUUCACAGGAGCCAUCUAGACCAAAUUCAAAUGACAAAAGAGGAUCACACAACAAUGAUAAGAAGGAAGAUGAAGAAGAGGAAGAGCCACCUGAAUAUAAACAUGCGAAACUCAAGAGGAGCCAUGAACUGGAUGCAGAUGAAAAUCCUGUUGCAGCAGAUCCUGAGGAAACCUGUUCUCUUCUGGGAUUCAAGCAUGGUACAGGACAAAAAUAUGGGGGAAUUUCAAACUUCAGCUGCAGAAAGGUCCAGUAUCUGGAGAAAAAUGCAAAGCUCAAAUCCCAGUUCUUGGACAUGCGCAAACCAGUGAAGAGAGAAAACAAACACCUCUUCUUCACAGAAGAGUCAGAAAUGUCUUGCCAAAAAAGUAAAACUUUGAGUAAGGUAGAGAAGUUCCUAAAACAGGUUAGUGAACCUGUGGAGGAGACUAUGUCCCAGGAAUCCUUUACUCAGGAUAAGGUGCAGGGCUUCUCUACAAGCAGUGACUCAGAGGAACAGGAAAGUUCACAAAGUAAUAAUUUCAGUGCGAAAAAGCCGCUAUCUUCCAGAAUUGUUAGUUAUGAACUUGGAACAAAUAACCUUGAAGAAGAGGAGAAGGAAGCUGCAACAGCAAGUGGCUCUAUCUCUCAGAGCUCAGGAAGACAGGAAUGUCAUUCUGGACGACAGCUAGUUGCUCUGGAUAUUCCAGAUUAUCUUCAAGUAGAAACAGAAAGUGUGAGUCAAGUUGUAGCUGAAUCAACCGAAAGAAGAAAUACCCAAAAGAAGAAAAACAAGAAGAAAAAAAAAAACAGAACCACACCACCAUCUUUACCUGCUGAGAUUGCUGCUGAUCCUGAGCUGGCCAAAUACUGGGCACAGCGUUACAGACUGUUUUCUCGGUUUGAUGAGGGGAUUAAAUUAGAUAGAGAGGGUUGGUUUUCUGUUACACCUGAGAAGAUUGCUAAGCAUAUUGCAAGUCGCGUCAGGCAGUCCUUCAACUGUGAUAUAGUAGUGGAUGCGUUCUGUGGAGUUGGAGGAAAUGCUAUUCAGUUUGCCUUGGCAUCAAAAAGAGUGAUUGCGAUCGAUAUUGACCCUGUUAAGAUCAGUCUUGCCUGCAAUAAUGCAGAAGUGUAUGGAGUAGCUGAUCAGAUAGACUUCAUAUGUGGAGACUUCAUGCAGCUGGCUUCUCAUAUAAAAGCAGAUGUUGUGUUCCUCAGCCCUCCGUGGGGGGGUCCUGACUACGCCACGGCAGAAAUCUUUGAUGUUAGAACAAUGAUAUCGCCUGAUGGAUUUGAAAUUUUCAAGCUGUCCCAGAAGAUCACAAACAACAUUGUGUAUUUCCUGCCACGCAAUGCUGACAUUGACCAGGUUGCUUCCUUGGCUGGACCAGGAGGGCAAGUUGAAAUAGAACAAAAUUUUCUCAAUAAUAAGUUGAAGACAAUAACUGUUUAUUUUGGUGACCUAAUCAGACGAGAUGUAUCCUGAACUCAGUGCAUAUAUACCUAAGUAAGAAAUGGAUCACGGUGUUCUAGACUUCCUAAUAAUAUAGACUUGAUUUCCCUUUGUCUCUAAUUGAUGGCUUUGGUUAAAUUUCUUCUGUUUAAUUUUUUUCUCUUUCCUUUUUUUGUUUAGAGAAAUAUGUUUUCAUCCUGUUCAUUGCAAAUAUGUCAAAAUACUUUUAUAAUAAGA